AUGGAAGUAAAGAUCAAUUCCGAAGAGCUCAUCAAGCCUUCCUCUCCGACCCCGCAACACCUCCGGGCCUUCAAGCUCUCCCUCCUCGAUCACCUCAUUCAAGUUCCUUUUACUCCGGUUAUCUUUUUCUACCCGUCCAACUCCGAGCAGGCCGGCCCUUGCUUAGAUGUCCCCCAGAAACUAGACCUUUUGAAGAAGUCCCUCUCCCGGACCUUGACUCAGCUCUAUCCGCUUGCGGGGAAGAUCCGCGACGACGGCCUCUACAUCGACUGUAAUGACGGAGGUGCCCGUUUUGUCGAGGCUAGUGUUAACAUGUCCUUAACUCAGUUCCUUACUGACCUGGACCUCGUCUUGUUCAACAAGUUGGUUCCCAGCAUUGAGUUUGGUAUCGGGGAAUUUCCCGAACCGACUCACGCCGUAAAUAUUCAAGUGAAUGUGUUCCAGUGUGGCGGGAUCGUUCUCGGAAUUUGCAAUACGCACACACUCCAUGACGGGACCGCCUUAGAAGUAUUCCUGAAGGAUUGGGCAGCAGCUGCCAGGGGAUCAGGUGGCGGUGGUGGCAGCAGUGGGGUGGCAGCUCGGGACUUCAUGGUGGCGGCGGAGCUCUUCCCUGCUAACGAUCUGUGGCUGAGUGACUCAUCAAAGAUCAUGUUUAACUCAAUGUGA
Molecule: messenger RNA, 666 nt
Organism: Punica granatum (pomegranate)
Lineage: Eukaryota; Viridiplantae; Streptophyta; Magnoliopsida; Myrtales; Lythraceae
Source: RefSeq, a predicted model, not a curated record